Erythranthe guttata (spotted monkey flower) is the source of this 2127-nucleotide messenger RNA. RefSeq names its product indole-3-acetic acid-amido synthetase GH3.6. The record is from RefSeq and is a predicted model, not a curated record. Gene Ontology annotation, cellular component: cytoplasm. Lineage: Eukaryota; Viridiplantae; Streptophyta; Magnoliopsida; Lamiales; Phrymaceae. Gene Ontology annotation, molecular function: indole-3-acetic acid amido synthetase activity.
UUGUUGCUCAAUUUGCGGUUUCAAUUUUCAAACCAUACAAUGUGGACCCCACAUUCAUCUCUUCCGCCUCUAUAUAAACCCCACUUCUCCCCUCUCUCUUUCCCAGCACCUCCGCACUUUCUCUCUCUAGCUCUCUCUCUCUCUACAUAUACAUACACAUACACAAAUACACACAGAACGUACGUAACACACGCCACCAUGCCUGAAGCACCGAAGCAAACUCAGAACAACCACAGUAGUAAUAAUAAUCACUACAGUGACGUGGCACUGGCCGACAACAAAAAGACGAAGCUCGAUUUCAUCGAGGAAGUCACCAGAAACGCCGGCGAAGUACAGAAGCGCGUCCUCGCCGAAAUCCUGUCAAGAAACGCCGGCGCAGAGUACCUGAAGCGGCAUAACCUCCGCGGCGGCCAAACCGACGGAGAUACCUUCAAGAAAACAAUCCCCGUCGUCGCCUACGAGGACGUUCUGCCGUACAUCAACCGCAUCGCCGCCGGCGACUCCUCCCCCAUCCUCUGCUCCGACCCCAUCUCCGAGUUCCUCACAAGUUCCGGAACAUCCGGAGGAGAGAGAAAAAUGAUGCCAACAAUCGAAGAAGAACUAAGCAGAAGAUCUUUACUCUACAGCCUACUAAUGCCGGUUAUGAGUCAAUUCGUACACGGUUUGGACAAAGGCAAAGGAAUGUACUUCCUUUUCGUAAAAUCCGAGACCAAAACCCCGGGCGGGUUGUUGGCCCGGCCCGUUUUAACGAGCUACUACAAAAGCUCCCACUUCAAGGAAAGACCCUACGACCCGUACACCAACUACACCAGCCCGAACGAAACCAUCCUCUGCCCCGACUCGUACCAAAGCAUGUACUCGCAAAUGCUCUGCGGCCUUUGCGAGCACGCCCAGGUCCUCCGGGUCGGGGCGGUUUUCGCGUCCGGGUUUAUCCGGGCCAUCCGGUUCCUGGAGAAACACUGGACGCUACUCUGCCAGGAUAUACGGACAGGGUCGGUGAAUCAGCUGAUCACCGACCCGUCCGUAAGGGAUGCGGUUGCCCGCAUCCUGAAAAAACCCGACCCGGAGUUGGCGGAUUUUGUUGCAACCGAAUGCGGGAAAGGGUCUUGGCAAGGGAUUAUUACUCGGUUGUGGCCGAAUACUAAGUAUGUGGAUGUUAUUGUGACCGGGACGAUGUCGCAGUAUAUUCCGAUUCUUGAUUAUUAUAGCAAUGGUUUGCCGCUUGUUUGUACAAUGUACGCUUCGUCGGAGUGUUAUUUUGGUGUGAACCUUAAUCCGCUUUGCAAGCCUAGUGAAGUUUCGUACACUAUUAUUCCGAACAUGGCGUAUUUCGAGUUCUUGCCGGUUCAAAAAGCUGACGAGAAAGAAGAAGAAAAGGAAUUGGUUGACUUGGUUGAUGUCAAAAUCGGACAUGAAUACGAGCUUGUCGUCACCACUUAUGCCGGGCUAUACAGAUACAGAGUCGGGGAUAUUCUCCGCGUCGCCGGAUUCAAGAACAAAGCGCCGCAGUUCAACUUCGUCUGCCGCAAAAACGUCGUUCUGAGCAUCGACACGGACAAAACCGACGAGGUGGAGCUCCAAAACGCCGUUAAAAACGCAACGAACCAUUUAGUACCGUUCGGUGCCUGUCUAGCUGAGUACACUAGCUAUGCCGAUACAAUUACUACAAUUCCGGGCCAUUACGUUUUAUAUUGGGAGCUAAUUCUCGGCUCCAAUAAAAAUAAUAAUAAUAAUAUCAAGAUUGUUCCUCCGUCCGUUAUCGAAGAUUGUUGCCUCACCGUUGAGGAAUCGUUGGACACCGUUUACAGACAGAACAGAGUUUUCGAGGCGAUUGGCCCUUUGGAGAUCAAGAUUGUGGAGACCGGAACAUUCGAUAAGCUCAUGGAUUACGCUAUUAGUUUAGGGGCUUCGAUUAAUCAGUACAAGACGCCUAGGUGCGUUACAUUUGCACCGAUUGUCGAGCUCUUGAAUUCGAAGGUUGUUUCGAGUUUUUUCAGCCCAAAAUGCCCGAAAUGGACCACUCCGGGCCUUAAGCAAUGGAGCAAUAUUAAUUGAUCACUAGUAUACUUAAUUUUUCGUCCUACUUAGGUUUAACAAAAAAUUAUUUAUGUAUCUCUUUUGUCUUAU